Messenger RNA from Parus major (Great Tit), 9524 nucleotides. RefSeq names its product somatostatin receptor 1 (gene SSTR1). Gene Ontology annotation, molecular function: neuropeptide binding; somatostatin receptor activity. Gene Ontology annotation, cellular component: neuron projection; membrane. The transcript has a single exon. The record is from RefSeq and is a predicted model, not a curated record. NCBI's taxonomy places the organism in Eukaryota, Metazoa, Chordata, Aves, Passeriformes, Paridae. The coding region runs from base 217 to 1422 and encodes 401 amino acids. Gene Ontology annotation, biological process: neuropeptide signaling pathway; cellular response to estradiol stimulus.
CUCCUUCUUUCCUUAGCUGGUGACGCGCCGCUGCUAUUAAUCAUUCACCAGCCGGGGAGCAGCAAUUGCCGCCGCUCGGAGCGAGCGGCGCUGGCAGCCGCCUCUCUGCCGAUGCCCGCGUCCCGCAGCCGCCGCAUCCCUGACGGGAUGGUGCCCAGCGCAGCCGGCGGCGGACGCCUGCUGCUCUGAGCCGGGGCGGGGGGGUCCGGGCAGAGGAUGCUCCCCAAUGGCACCUGCCCCAGGCUUCCGGGCGGUGCAGGCAGCGACAGCGGCGACAGCGACAGCGGCGGCGGCAGCGACAGUGGUGGCGGCGGAGCCGGUGGCGCCUCGGAGGAGGCGGCGGCGGAGGGCAUGGACUCGGGCGGCAGGAAUUCCUCCGGCGCUCCGAACAGCACCCUGAGUGAGUCUCAGGGCAGCGCCAUCCUCAUCUCAUUCAUCUACUCCGUGGUGUGCCUGGUGGGGCUGUGCGGCAACUCCAUGGUCAUCUACGUGAUCCUACGUUACGCCAAGAUGAAGACAGCCACCAACAUCUACAUCCUCAACUUGGCCAUCGCGGAUGAGCUGCUGAUGCUUAGCGUCCCCUUUCUGGUUACCUCCACCCUGCUGCACCACUGGCCCUUUGGCUCCCUGCUCUGCCGCCUGGUGCUCAGUGUGGAUGCCAUCAACAUGUUCACCAGCAUCUACUGCCUGACCGUGCUCAGUGUGGACCGUUACAUCGCUGUGGUGCACCCCAUCAAGGCGGCCAGGUACCGCCGACCCACUGUGGCUAAGAUGGUCAAUCUGGGUGUCUGGGUACUUUCCAUCCUCAUCAUCCUGCCCAUCAUCAUCUUCUCCAACACAGCAGCCAACAGUGAUGGAACAGUGGCUUGCAACAUGCUCAUGCCAGAGCCCACCCAGAGAUGGCUGGUGGUCUUUGUGGUCUACACCUUUCUGAUGGGCUUCUUGCUGCCUGUGGUGGCCAUCUGCCUCUGCUACAUCCUCAUCAUUGCUAAGAUGCGCAUGGUGGCCCUGAAGGCUGGCUGGCAGCAACGCAAACGCUCAGAGCGCAAGAUCACCCUCAUGGUCAUGAUGGUGGUGAUGGUCUUUGUCAUCUGCUGGAUGCCCUUCUACAUUGUGCAGCUGGUCAAUGUCUUUGUAGAGCAGGAUGAUGCCACCAUCAGCCAGCUCUCUGUCAUCUUGGGCUAUGCCAACAGCUGUGCCAACCCUAUCCUCUAUGGUUUUCUCUCAGACAAUUUCAAGCGGUCCUUCCAGCGGCUGCUCUGCCUCAGCUGGAUGGACAACGCUGCAGAGGAACCCAUCGACUACUAUGCCACUGCCCUCAAGAGCAGGGCAUACAGCGUGGAGGACUUUCCCCCAGACAACUUGGAGUCAGGGAGCAUGUACAGGAAUGGCACUUGCACCUCCAGGAUUACCACCCUCUGAGGAAGCAUUCCUGUCCCCCACCUCCCUUACUGCCCCCCAGCUGGAGGGUGAGCGAAGCCAGGGCUGUGGCAUGGGGAGGCUGGGAGGGAGGGGAUUUUUGGUCCUGCCCACUGCCAGCAGUAUUUGGCACAAGAAAGAGCGAGGAAAACCCCAGAUUCUUGAUUUGCUGCCCCCCUGCAUCCUGGUUGCUGCCCUUGAAAGUGGGUGCAUUCUCUGAUGCUUUGACAUCCACUUAGUGAAUUGUGGCUCUCAUGGGUUAGGUUAGGGUCUGGUAGCCUGGCUAUGCCACUCCUCUCUGUGUCUGACAAAUGGCUGUAAAGGUCCUGCAGUGACUCUCCCUCCAUCUUUUGUACAGUUUGCUCUUCCCCUUGGCUGGUGGGACACACCCCAGGCCACUGAGUCGAGCCUGCCUCAUGUCAAGCCCCAGCAUUCAGGCUCAGACUCCCCCCAGCUGCAAAAGACCCUGCUCAACAUCUGUCAGUGCACAGCUCCCCUUCAGAGAUUAGAAAUGCUGGAAAAAUUCCCCCCAACACACACCUUGCCCUCCCCCAGGAAGGAGUGUGUAGCAUCUCUCUGCACCUACCCUUCCCUCCCCUUGGAAUAAAAAAGAAAGCAGGGAGCAAAAAGUCCCCAAGAAAGAAGCAGCAUAGUCACGGAGAUAUGUAUUUGCUUUGCAGACAGCUUCCAACUCACUGUGACUUUGGCUCUCUGUGCUUCUUGGCAGAAGCAGAGCAGGAAAGAUCUUAGAAAAGAUCUGAUUAUUGCUGUGCUUUGGAGCUGCGUGGCAGGUUGCUGAUAAUGGGAGAUAAGCAGUCCUGUGACACAUAGGGAGCAGAGAGCUGGGACUCACUGAGAUGGGAGCUGGGGGGACCGCUGAGCUGGGAAAUGUUUGAUUCUGUCCAAACACACAAUGAACUGUGUUGAUAAUAAAGUUUAAAGGGAGCACUAGUCUGUGAAUCUGCUGUGUUGAGCCUGCUCACACAUCAGCUGUGACACAGCCAUGAAGGGAGUUGAGACAGUUUUUGAAUGACCUGGGUGAUGGAAAAGUCACUUUAGCCUAUAUGGAAAAAGGGGGAGUCAUUUAAAAAUCUCCACCAGUCUCUGAAAUAAAUACUUGACAGAAAAAGUAGCUGUUCAGUAAUAGCUAUUACCCUAGCUCCAGUUUCUUCUGUUGCACUAAAAAAAACCCAAUAAAAUGGGUUUCAUAUGUUGCCAAUGUAAUAUACUGACCCAGAGCUUCUUAAUGUUUCAUUUCUGAGAAUUCUUGUUUUUAAUGUGUGCCAGAUGUCUUCUUGUUUAAUUUUUUAUUUGAUUCUAGUGUUGUGAACGUGUUUUUCUGAAGCAAUUUAUACUGUGUACUUACGUCUGUGGUGGCUACUUGCAAGGUUGCAUUUAAAAUGGCUAAUGCUCAAGAAGGCUCCUUUCCAGAUAAAAACAUUGUCAUUUUUUCUAACUCUUUCAUUUACAUUGUCUCCCCCACAGAAAUUCUCUCCUGAAUUUUCUCUCUUCUCCUCUUGUGACAAAACAAAUUUCAUAUAGAUGGAUGAAGCUUUCUUUGGUAAAUGACAGCUGAUCAAACUAAACCUUCUAUCCACCCCUCCUCCCUCUUACCCCACACAGAAGAGUCAGUAUGGACUGAGCUGAAAUAAGCAGCUACGUUUUUUGUUUUCUACCACCUAUGCUAAUAGUGUCACACAGUGGCAAAUGUCCCAGUAGCUGUGAGAAAUCACUUCUCUAGCACAAUACUGUGGUUGUAUUAAUUAUAACUACUGGCAAUUUCAAGCAAGAGACUGGAAAAAAUCUCUAGUAGCAGCAUACCCAUAGCAUUGUACUCGUAGCUGCAGUGCUUAAGUACAGUGUUAAGUGUAAGGUUGACAGUUAAGACAUCUAGUAUUUGUGGUGGUGGACUUACUACAGGUUUUUGUUAAAUUAUACCCUUUAACUUUUCUCAGCAGCAAAAAGCAGGAUGCUACUUUGUACAUUUCUUUCACCAAAACUUAGGUACUGUUAAAUGAAUGUAUAAAUUUAGUAUUUUAAAGUUGUCUGAUUCAAAGUCCAUCAAAAUGAGAGAAAAAAAAUCUUAAGUCACUUCAAUGGACUGUGAGUCAGGUCCUUUUAGUCUAAAAAUUGCUAAUGUGGAAACCGUUACAUCCUUAUUAAAAUAUUUCAUGAAAAGCUUUGACAAUUGUACAGUUUCUUUUCUUUUACUUCCUAGUGGACACAAUUUAAAGAAAACUUACAAAUACUAAAUUUUGUAAUGUUUUGUGUGUACAUAUGGUGAAAUAAGGAUGAAAUUGCUUUAUUAGCACAAUUAACUUUUCACAGAAAUCAAACAUCUGUCAAAACAGUAAAAUGCCCCAUGAUAUCCAUGAUGCUAUUUCCAGGGCUUCGCUUGAAUUUUCACUCACAAUAUCUUCAAGAUUGCAUAAAUCUCAUAAUCUUCUGUGGUCCUUUUCACUCAAGCAUAUUCUUAUGUAUGGUCAGAUUAAACAGAGAGUCAAUCGACUUUUCACUGUCAAAUUUGUUUAACAUCAGACACAAUGAAGCAAGAGUGAAAAAGCAUGAAGAUUCAUACUGCAUACUCAGUUUUGAUGAAAAGUUGAACUGGGUUUUGUUCUUUCAUUUUUUUUUCUCUUUGCCUUGUAAAGGUUGCGAUGGAAGCCUGCACACCUACCAGCAUAUGCACUUUGGUUUCAGUUCUGCCAGGCACAUCGCAGAGGUUGGGCUGGGGCUUCAGUAGAUGGCAGGCUUGCCUUCAGAUGGAUGGGCUGAUUCACUCCCAGCCAGCACUGCCCCUAUGGUUCCUGACUAAAACACUCUGUGUGGUUUCAGCUGGAAACAAAAUCUGUUUAUCCCAAACUAACAGUUGUUCCUGCUAUUUUUCACUCUGGGAGAGGUGAUCAACAGCAGUAAAUCAUUCAAUUUAGCUAGAAAGAAAGUUAGGUAGUUCAUUCUGUGUUACUAUUCUAAACAGUAGAACAUAACUACCAAGAAAAAAAGAUCUCAUGAAAUAAUAUGUACCAGAAAAUAAACAGAACUCUUUUUAAUGCUUUCCAAAUGGCAAAUAAGGGCAUUGAGAUUUCAUAUGAAAAUCAUUUCAAGUAAUGCCUAAUUCACUGAAAAAAAAGAGGGCAGUUGUUUACUUCUUGGUGACAUUUUGACUUGUUAUACAGCUGCAAGUGGGCGAAUUAAAAUUUGUAACCAGUAGUAAUUUUUUUCUUUUCCCCCCAUGAGUUCUGGUUUAUAUUUUAAAAUUUAUAUUUUAAUAUUUUAAAAAUAUUACAUUCACUUUGUUAUGGAAAUUGGCCUUGUAGCCACUGAACACAGGCAAGUUUUGCACUUUGUUGGCCUGAGGUCUAUACCCAGCAGUGGGACAGCUCUAAGCAGUAUCCAGUCAAUGGCCUGGACCGUUUCCUGUGGCAUGCAUCCCAGAGAACAGUCUUCACAUGGAACACACAUCAAUCAGGUGGGCAGCACACAGCAGCCACAGCAUUUCCCCGCUCAGACAAAGGUGCACAAGACAUCACUUCUUUUCCUCACCAGGCUUCCCAGCACAGUAGCAAAAUCAACACAUCUCAGAAUCCUGAGGCUGGCUGCUAUCUGCAGUUAGGGGACUUGAACAAGACUUGUCACAGAGGCAUUUUAUAUCUGGGCACUGCAUGAGAAAGGUGAUGGCUGCACACAGAUGUUCUGCCUCUUCAGAUGGUCCCUACAGCAGAGAACAUUACACAGAGUGUGGGGUUUUUUGCAUUUGACACUUAAAACCCCAUUUGAUUUCUUCACAGAGAAUGAGAAUCAGUUUUCUGAAUGUGUUGCAAGAUUUUCUGAAAUGCCAGCUUUCCAAUGAAUCAGAAUUUAAAAAAAGACUUUCUGGUUGUUUCUGGAAAUCCGCAUUUCUAAUGUAUGUGGCAUGUUCUAUUAACACUGUGACUAUUCACUCUAUUUUAACCUGUUUCCAAAAUCAGCAUCUUAAUUCUAAAUAAUAAACUAAGUCUUAUUGAAAUAAAAUAACCCAGUGAUGUAAUACAUUCAUGUUAUAUAAAGUUUGACCUUACUCUGCCAUAUUUCUAGAAUAGUGACAAUUUAAUGUCUUAUAGUCCUAAUUAAAAAAAAGAACCAAGAAAAAUAAUUUCAAAAAGUCAGAAGAAAUUAACCAAGAAAGAAAUAUCAAUCCAGUGUUCUAAACUCUGUGAUUUCAAUCCCUAGGAACCUUACUUGACACCAGGGCUCUACAGACAAGAAUGUGAAUUAUUAAUCUCUAGAGGAGAAUAAAAUAUUUCUACUGAAUUGUGUAUUCAGCACUUCCAUCCUCCUCAACAUAGCCUUAUUUUGCUGAUAACUUCAGGCUAAGCCAUGGGAAGAAAGGAUGGUUUAUUAAUUAGAUUUCUCUUUAAGAAAAGUGUUUUCAGAUAUUACAUUUUGUGGAGAGAAAUGGCAAGAAAAAUUGGUGAAUCUGAGAGUGUUUCAAAGUAUACCACUAGAAGGCUAGAAACCAAGACAGAUGCUUUCCAAUAAAAGUAAACUAUGCCCACUCCCUUCCAACUUUGUUUCUCCAAAAGCCUAAAAUCUGGGUUUGGCAGAGCAAUAAGUAGAUAUAAAACAGAGAUAGCAAGGUGAUGUAUCCUGCCUGAGGUAUACAUGUUUUUGGGUCCAGUCUGGAUGGAAUACAUUCGUCCUUAUAUGAUUAUCAUGUCUAUGAUGGGUAGAGUCACCUUAAAAGCUAUAAAAAUGUACAGAAAAUUCCUUUUAUUCUCCAUUCCUGUGCCCCCCCCACACCUAACCAAAAAAAAAAAAAAAAAGUAUUUUCAAUACAAGUUCUUACACUGUCUAAGAUGCCUAAGGGCUGCUUUUUGGGUUCUUGAGCUUCCUAACUAGAAAGGCUCAGAUAGAAGUGCUCAAAUUCACUGCAUAGGGAGGUUGUAGGACAACAAUUACCAGAUUUCUGACUUGGGAUCUGAAAUGUGUUGCAUUUAUGACUUGCAACUGGGUUGCAUUGUCUCCACUUCCAUCAUCCAGUUGGUGAUGGUGCUGUUGUCAAUGCAUGUGUCAGGCCUCCCAUCCCAGGGAAAGCUUCUGAACAGUGCUGCACUGCACUGCUCUUCCUAAAGCUGAGAAACGCCAGGCAACACCAGCCGCUGCCACGGGCUGAGUACGGCAAAAGCUCGGCUCAUUCACACAGCACUUGCCCAUGCUCAGAUUCACAAUGGAAAGCCCAAAGGAUUGCUGGUCAACUGGAGAGGUACAAAAAGUGGCAAAGCAGGAUAUUUGGGGGAUAUAAAAGAAGGCAAAACUGGUGGAUAUUUGAUACUGAGCAGACUGAGAGAGAAGGAAUCUGAAACGGAGAAAAAUCAAGUAUGUGAUGGCCAUUUUGUUAAGAACAGUGGAAAAUAAGUAGAGUGCAGUCCAGGCAUUGUAAAGCAGGACUUGGCUCUUUCACAUAACUAAUUUUCACUGUUUAAAAUACAGCAAAUAUGUGAACUUUCAACUCACCAAUAAAUAUGAAGUUGUGCUUUUUAUGUCAGCUGCUGUUUUCAAAGCUGGCUGUUAUUUUUGAAGGUUAUAAAGCCUCUAGACAUUUUUUCUAAGAACUAAAUGACAAUUUAGGUCCUUUAUGGAAUUACUAGAAAUUCAGGAAAACAAGGCAGAAACAGAUAGAUAAUAAAAUUUUCUGAAUGUUAAUUUAACUUGGAUUUUUUCAGACGCUUUGAAUUUCACAGACGUUUUCCUUUAUCAUUAAAAUAAAGUCUUAACCAUUUUUUGCUCAACACAAACCAAGAAGAAUCCCAUAUUGACAAGACAGAAAUUGAAUACAGAAUAAUUUUCAGUGCUCUUUUACCAUCAUAAAGUAAAAUUUACAGAAUUUCUUACUUGAAAAGAAUCUUCAGUACAAUGACUGGGAAAAAUCCUUUCCCUUAGAGAAAUAUAUACUUGUAAGAAUGAAAGGUAAUGUAACACAUUCCUCUGUACAGACAUUAUGGACUUAGAUCACUUAAAAUCUCACUCAAGCUAUCUGUACUUAUGAUCUUACGUUAUGUUCCAGAGAACAGUGUAAAUUCUUAUCAACUAAAAACACAAGGCCUACUGGUUAUAUUCCAAAAACAAAAACAUGCUUUUAUGACAGGUUAUAGCCCAUGUGCUGCUCCUGGUUUAAUGACUGAAAAUGCUUAUUUGUUUGCAAUCCACCACAUUUUGAGUAACACCUGAAAACAUAUGCAGCAAGAUGGUUACGACAGAUAUACAUCCUGGUAAAGAUGGGUGCUUGCCUGUCUCACCUUUCCCUCCUCAGCUCCUCAUCUCUGUGGACCUGCAGUUUCUUUCUCUUAUAUUAUCCAUAAAAUACAUCAUAGUAGUUGUUUUCCCAUUUUUCUGGCUCAGAAUGCAAAAGGACUGGCAAGUGGAAGGAGGGGGAGGACAUAACAAAUGCAGGACCACCACCACACCUCUGCAUUCCGCAGCUCCACUGCUGCCUCCAGCCCACCUCCAGUACUGUGUUCUCCUCUGGGGCUCCCAACAUAAGAAGGAUGUGGACAUGCUGGAGUCCAGAGGAGGCCACCAAGAUGAUCAGAGGGUUAGAACAGUUCUCCUACAAAGACAGGCUGAAAGAGUUGGGGUUGUUCAGCCUGGAAAAGAGAAGGUGUCCAGUACCUACAAACAACCUUCCAGUACCUACAAGAAAGCUGAAAAAGAGCAUUUUCCUAGGGCUUGUGGUGAUAGGCCAAAGAGGAGUGGCUUCAAAGAGGGUAGGCAUGGAUUAGGUAUGAGGAAGAAAUUCUUUGCUGUGAGAGUGAUGAGACAGUGGACCAGUUUGCUCAGCAAAUUUGUGAAUGCGCCAUCCCUUGAAGUGUUCAAGGCCAGGCUGGAUAGGGCUCUGAGCAACCUGGUCUAGUGGAAGGUGUCCCUGCGCACAGCAUGGGGGUGGAACGAGAUGAUCUUUAAGGGUCCCUUUGAACCCAAACCAUUCUAUGAUUCUGUGAUUCUAGUCAGCAAUACAGAAAAGGGAAAAGACUUGCUAACAGAUGACUCUCUUUACACAUCCACCUUCAAGUCUUCCAGUCCCAAACUACAAGCCCAGAAGACAAAGACAAGGCUGCAUAUUGGAGAAAGAAGAAAAGACAUUAAUUUUAAUGUUUUGAAGCCCUGGGAAUGUGGUUACUUCUCUGUUGCUGUGUUGUGUUUGCCUUUUGAGUCAAUUAUGUAUCUUUAGUGAAAUAUAUGAAUCGGCACACUGCAGUCUUGGUAAGUGUCCACAUACUGAAGAAAUAAAUAAUAUUAUUUCUAAAAGGAAUUACAUUGCAUCUACCAGUGAUUGACCUCCAUGUAAUAACUGAGGAAAGAUAACUGGGAUUUAAAACAUGAAAAAAAUAAAGUGAUAGGAAAUUUCCAGGGAAAUCACAGAAUCCAUUAGACUUUUAAUAUUCUUUAAUCUAUAUGAUACACAAGGAGAAAUGUCAGAAGUACUCAAAUUUUUCCCAUGUCCUCUUAUCCAAUGCCAUAGAGCACCUAAUUAAGCCCUUAGCAGCAUAAAUAAUUAUUUUUAAAAAUAUGUAGAAAUUAAAAUUUUAUUUCUGAUUAUUUAAUGAAACAAACAAUUAAAAAUUCAUCAAUUUUUCAUAAAUAAAAUGUGCAGCUGAAAAAUUAUAUGCCUACCAGUCAAACUAUCUUUGAAAGAAUUAAGGAAAUCCAAAAUUGGCAACAUGGGACACUUUUUGUAUAACUGUGAUAGACAAGAGAUCUGGACAUUCCUAUUCUUUGCAGGAAUCAUUUUCAAAUGUAGACUAACAGUUUCUUGCUAUCACCGUUUCAUUACAUAUGUAAACAUUGCAAAAUUCACAGUUACAAAGUUUAUAUGUGAUUUAUAUGGUUCAAUAUGGGAUGAAAUAAUAUUUUUUCCUAUGCUGGAAAAACAGUUGGAAUAUAAUAUGCUUAUAUAAUGUUUAAUCAAUGGACAUGUAUGCAACAUGAGAGAACAGUCAAGAUUUGUCUUUAUCCUUGCUGUGUCUUGGAAAAAUACUUGCAUGUGAUUAUGUGUUUUUUAUAUGGUGUUACAUAUAUUUUUUUAAAAAAUUGCAUCCACUUUCAUAACCACUUUUAUUAUCUCAGUA